AUGCCGCUCGUCCUCGUCUCCGGCUAUCCGUCGUCCGGCAAGACUACGCGUGCCAUCCAGCUCAAGGCCUUUUUCGAGUCCAAGAUCGCCAACUCCCCCACUGAUGCCCGAGUCGCCAGGCUGAAAGUGCAUCAUAUCAACGAUCAAACGCUGGGCUUAUCGCGACACGUCUACCACACCGCUAAAGCCGAGAAGGAUGCUCGGGCCGAGGAGUAUUCUGCUGUAAAGAGAGUGCUUUCCCGCGACGACAUCGUCAUCGCUGAUGGUCUGAAUUAUAUCAAGGGCUUUCGCUACCAGCUGUACUGUGAGGCGAAAGCUGUCCAGACGCCCAGCUGCGUGGUCCAUAUAGGCACCCCCAUCCAGAAAUGCCGCGAAAUCAAUGAGAAAUUACUCGAGGACUGCGCGGUCGACGGCGGUUAUGAAAAAGCGGACUUUGAGAACCUAAUCUUUAGGUAUGAAGAGCCCAAUGGCAUGACGCGGUGGGACAGUCCGCUCUUCACCGUGCUGGACGAGGACGAGACGCCGCCGUUCGACAAAAUAUGGGAGGCACUGGUAGGCAGUGACGGGAAGGUUAAACUCGUCCGACCGAACCAGGCGACGGUAUUGAAGCCAGCAACUGAGCAGAAUUACCUCUACGAGCUCGACAAGACUACCUCCGACAUCCUCGCCCAAAUAAUGACCUACCAAAAGGACCACGCCGGAGAAGGAGGCGGAGCAGUCGUCGUAGCUGAUGUCGAAAGCCAAAUUGAACUCCCAGCGUCCCAGAUGACGCUCCCUCAGCUUCAGCGCAUACGUCGGCAGUUCAUCACAAUGAAUCGCCAACACUCUUUCUCUAAAGCCCGCAUGAGGGAAAUUUUCGUCGACUACCUAAACGAUCAAUUCCGACGAUAA
Lindgomyces ingoldianus is the source of this 891-nucleotide messenger RNA. RefSeq names its product chromatin associated protein KTI12. The coding region runs from base 1 to 891 and encodes 296 amino acids. The transcript has 4 exons. The record is from RefSeq and is a predicted model, not a curated record. Lineage: Eukaryota; Fungi; Ascomycota; Dothideomycetes; Pleosporales; Lindgomycetaceae.